Fusarium falciforme is the source of this 492-nucleotide messenger RNA. RefSeq lists its product as hypothetical. The transcript has 2 exons. Gene Ontology annotation, biological process: polyketide metabolic process. The coding region runs from base 1 to 492 and encodes 163 amino acids. Lineage: Eukaryota; Fungi; Ascomycota; Sordariomycetes; Hypocreales; Nectriaceae. The record is from RefSeq and is a predicted model, not a curated record.
AUGCCUACUCAGGAAGAACAACAGAACCUUGCCGUCGUCACCGAGUACUUUGACGAGUACUGGAACAAAGCCAAUCCCGAGAUUGUCGACAAGUUGUGUGUAGACGAAUUUGUCAUUAACUAUCCCAUGCAUGGUCCUCGCUAUGGCAAGAAGGCUGCCAAAGAGAUGAUGCGAGGAUUGAAGGAGGCUUUUCCAGACAUUUCGUUCCAUGUCUACCAGCAUCCUCUCAUCGCAAGCGGGCCCUACGUUGUUGGGCGAUGGAUUGGUGGUGGGACACACACCGGUAUCGCCAUUAGCGAUUUGGCGGUUGGUUCCCUGGACCGCGCCAACACCGGCAAGAAGAUUUACUUUUCCGGGAUUACUAUCUUCACUCUGAGGGACGGCAAGAUUGUUGAUGAGACGGCUGAGGAAGGCACUUUGACUGCGCUGCAGCAGCUUGGACUUGUUGCACAGCCUAACCCCGGUAAGGAGAUCAAGUAUCUUCAUGAGUGA